AUUUUAAUAUUAUACAAACCGCUCUGGGGUCCGGCUCUUUAUGACAUACAGGUCUACCGUGUAAUCGUUUUGUUGAUCUCAUCCAUCCAAACUUGACGUUGUUGACUAUCAUGUCGUCUUCUUCUUUGAGUUAAGAUAUAGCCAAGACUUGGGUGCUCAUGUUUAUUCUAGUGCUGUUUGGGCAAAUUGCAAUUUGUAGAUCCUUUCACAUAUGUUUUUUGGUACAUCUGGAAUAAUAAUAUAUUGUGUUCUCAUUUGAACAUAACGAAGUUGAAGCUAGAAUUCCAAACUGGUUGAUGUUGCAUGGGUUUUAUGUUUUAUGCAAAAUUAGAAACCGAAAAUAGUUGUGAGGUGUUCAACUCUGAACUCUGAACCCUUUGGUUUAUUUCACAAAUGGAUUCAGCCAUUUGGUUUCUUUUGCUAGCUUCCUUUGUUCAAAUCUAUAUCAUAGCAGCUACUACUAAUGCUGGUGAUGCUACUGCUCUAAAAUCUCUUGUGAAUGGGUGGGAAAACGUACCUCAUAGUUGGGAGGGUGAGGACCCUUGUGGUGAUGGCUGGGUUGGAAUUGGGUGCACUGAUUCUCGGUUGACCUCAAUGACAUUGCCAAACAUGAACUUCGCGGGACAACUGACAGGAGACAUUGCGGCCUUAUCUGAAUUACAGCAAUUGGAUCUAUCUUACAAUACUGGUCUCACAGGACCUCUUCCAACAUCAAUUGGAAAUUUAAAGAAGCUAACAAACUUAAUCUUGGUUGGUUGUGGUUUCAAUGGUCCAAUUCCUGAUACAAUCGGAUCUCUGUUGCAGCUGAGGUUCCUAUCUCUAAAUUCUAAUGGCUUCACUGGACCUAUUCCACCAUCAAUUGGUAAUCUAUCAAAUCUUUACUGGUUAGAUCUGGCUGACAACCAGCUUGAAGGAUCAAUUCCAGUUUCAAAUGGAUCUACACCAGGGCUUGACAUGUUGAAUAAUACCAAACACUUCCAUUUUGGGAAGAAUAAACUCUCUGGCCAAGUUCCAUCUAAACUUUUCAGUUCAGAUAUGACUCUGAUACAUGUGCUAUUUGAAAGCAACAAACUCUCUGGAAGUCUUCCUUCUACCCUUGGACUUGUGAAAACUCUGGAGGUGGUACGCUUUGACAACAAUUCACUAAAUGGGCAUCUUCCAUUGAAUCUCAACAAUCUUACAAGCGUUCAUGAUCUGUUUUUAUCCAACAAUAAGCUGACUGGUCCUCUGCCUGACCUUACUGGCAUGAACAGUUUGAACACCUUAUACUUGAGUAAUAAUACUUUCGAUACUUCAGAUGUGCCUUCAUGGUUUACAGCCCUGCGAUCCUUAACAACAUUAAUGAUGGACGAUACUCAUGUUCGAGGUCAAAUACCUGCCACAUUCUUUAAGCUUCCAAAUUUGCAGACUGUGGUACUUAAAGGCAACCAACUUAAUGGUACCUUGGAUAUUGGCUCAGGCUUUAGCAGCAGGCUGCAAACCAUAGAUUUGCAGAACAAUUUGAUUUCUGAUUUCAAUAGAAAUACUGGAACAAUCAACUUUAAAAUAAUACUUGUAGGGAACCCGGUGUGUCAGGAGACAGGAACAAGAGAACCUUACUGCAUACUACCGCCAUCAAAUUCCUUGCCUUUGUAUUCAACCCCUAGAAAGAACUGUCAGCCUUAUACAUGUGGUCAAGGUCAAAUUUCAAGCCCCAUAUGCAGAUGUGCAUAUCCAUAUACAGGAACACUAUUCUUCAGAGCCCUUAAUUUCUCAGACUUGACAGACUCAACUCCAUAUGAAACUCUUGAGCAAUCGUUGAUGACAUUCUUCCAGUCCCAUCAACUUCCUGUGGAUACUGUAUCACUAAGCAAUCCAAGGAUGGAUUCAUUUGAAUAUCUGCUUUUGAAACUUGGUGUAUUUCCAUAUGGCCAAGAUAGUUUCAAUAGAACCGCAAUUUCUAUGAUUGCAUUUGUAUUUAGCAACCAGACUUUCAAGCCUCCUAAAGAAUUCUUUGGACCUUAUGUUUUUGGGGGUGACAAUUAUGAGCACUUUUCUGAUCAACCUGCAAAAUCAACAAAAUCUAGUGUUGCCAUCACAAUAGGAGCAGCAGCUGGUGCUUCAGUGCUUUUUCUACUGUUAGUGCUUGCUGGGAUUUAUGCUUAUCGUCAGAAGAAGAAAGCAGAAAGAGCAACCAAAGGAAGCAAUCCUUUUGCACACUGGGAUUCUAAGAAGAGCAGUGGCAGCAUCCCUCAGUUAAAAGGAGCAAGAAGCUUCUCUUUUGAAGAGCUUAAGAAAUACACAAAUAAUUUUUCAGAAGCCAAUGAUAUUGGAUCGGGGGGUUACGGAAAGGUUUAUAGAGGAACUCUACCGACAGGGGAACUCAUUGCCAUCAAACGAGCUCAACAAGGAUCUGUGCAGGGUGGGCUCGAAUUUAAAACAGAGAUUGAGCUUCUAUCAAGAGUUCAUCAUAAAAAUGUUGUCAGUCUAUUGGGAUUUUGCUUUGAGCAAGGUGAACAAAUGCUAAUAUAUGAGUAUGUUCCUAAUGGCUCUCUUAGUGAAAGUCUGUCAGGGAAGUCAGGAAUCAGACUGGACUGGGCUAGGCGACUCAAAAUAGCCCUUGGUGCAGCUAGAGGUCUAGCAUAUCUUCACGAGCUUGCAAAUCCUCCCAUUAUUCAUAGGGACAUCAAGUCCACUAACAUCUUAUUAGAUGAACGCUUAAAUGCUAAAGUUGCUGAUUUUGGUCUCUCCAAACCCAUGGGUGACAGUGAAAAGGGUCAUGUAACUACUCAAGUGAAAGGCACAAUGGGUUAUUUGGAUCCUGAAUAUUAUAUGACCCAGCAGUUGACUGAGAAGAGUGAUGUCUAUAGCUAUGGAGUGCUGAUGUUGGAGAUAAUAACUGCAAGAAAACCCAUAGAGCGAGGGAAAUAUAUUGUCAGAGAGGUGAGAAUGUCAAUGGACAAAACAAAAAGCUUAUAUAAUCUUCAAGAGAUUCUUGACCAAACCAUUGGUUUGGGUACAACACCCAAAGGCUUAGAACAGUUUGUGGACCUGGCAAUGAGAUGUGUAGAAGAAUCAGGAGCUGACAGGCCUCCAAUGAGUGAAGUGCUGAAAGAGAUUGAAGACAUUAUGCAGCUGGCUGGCAUGAAUCCCAAUGCAGAAUCAGCAUCAAGUUCAGCAACUUACGAGAAUGCAACCAAGGGAGCGAAUCUCCAUCCAUACAGCGACGAGUCUUUUGCUUAUAGUGGGGGCUUUCCAUCGUCCAACAUAGAGCCCUAUUGACUUUUGAGUGUCGUUUCUUUUAUGACCAACCAACUUUGUAACAGUAAGAGCCGCUUCUUUUGUUUUCAGCUUUGGAAUGGUGACUGGCAACUUAAUUAUGUUGGAUAUUUUUUCUUGUUUCUUGCACGUUAUGAUGAACUGUAAUUAGAGUGAAUUCCUUAUAUGUAAAUAGAUAGGUAAUGUAAGAAUUGAUCACAAAUGCUUCUUUACCAUUCUUCAUCACUGCUGUUACAUGAACUUUAAUUUGUUUGAUAUAGGCCAAAGCAUGUUCAUUUCA
Messenger RNA from Durio zibethinus, 3538 nucleotides. Its product is annotated as leucine-rich repeat receptor protein kinase HPCA1-like. Gene Ontology annotation, molecular function: ATP binding; protein kinase activity; protein binding. NCBI's taxonomy places the organism in Eukaryota, Viridiplantae, Streptophyta, Magnoliopsida, Malvales, Malvaceae. Gene Ontology annotation, biological process: protein phosphorylation. The record is from RefSeq and is a predicted model, not a curated record.